AUUUAUUACAUCUUCGUUAAAACCCCUCACACGAAUCCAUCGGAAUGGCGUCUUCCUCCACAUUAUGGAACUCGUUGUCUCCCCCUGACGAUGAGCCCGCAGUAUCUGACAGUUUAUAUCAUCACGAUCACCUGAACACAAUGUCAAGCUUUAAUCGUCCCGCUCGGGCUUUCCCCCCCCUCUGAUCCCUCAACAUCGGCCAUCCCCAGGGCGAGCAGGUUCUUCUCCCUUGGCGGAACGCGCACUGUCACCUCACAGAAUAGCGGUGCCACACCUAGCGCUUUUGGCCCCGCCGCCAAUAUGAUGAGUCAUCCCUUCAACCCAUCCAUCCACACCGGUUAUAUGAAUGGUUACCCGGAAUCGAACGUCUCAUCCGACAGAUACCCCCCCUACCACAGGGAGGAAGCUACUACCACCCAUACCAUAAUGGACAAUAUAGCUCCGUCGCAAAACUACUAUUCAACCACCAAUUUCAUGCAGGCGACAUACGGGCUUCAAUACAACUCGACCUACAGCGGUCCUGUCCACAACCCCCUAAGAUAUCAUGAUACCCAGCACCAUAACACCGCACAGGGAGGUGUCGAAUUCUGGCAUUCCAGUACUCCGGUUACAGAUGCAAAUUACUCGCCAUCCUAUCCACAACAAAUGCAGUGUCCAGAUGGUUAUACUCCUUAUGAGUCCCAAUACGCCUCGCCCAACUCAGAUGCAUCCUCUAGUUCCUACCAUGAGUCGUCCUCCUACCGCAGUGAACCGUCCCACCCUGCUCCAUCCGUCUAUUGUCCUGAAGCGUAUCAUGGCCAGCGAGCACAACGCGAGCCGCAACCUUUAACUUCAGCGAUGUCUUCAUAUCCCAGUAUAAGUCAUCCUUCAUAUCGUCAACCAUUCAUCCAACCACAUGAAGAUCUGCCUCACCGUAAUCCACGUUCUCGCCAGAACUCUCGGCGUCGUAACAGAUUUCAUACCCACGGAAAUCACCAUUCGGGGUCCGAUAUAUUCUCUUGUGGCUGGCUUGUCGGAGAAAACAAGACUUGUGGAUUUGAAGGGCCGUUGGAUGCAUUCCAGACGCAUUUCAGGAGCAGUCAUCUUUCAGGGGCUCAAAACGCGCUAAAUGUAUGUCGUUGGCAAGGUUGCGAAUACCGGAAACGCAGCAAUGCAGCCAUUCAGGACAUGCGGCGCGACACUGCGUUGCGUCACGUCCGAGAGACCCAUCUCGGGAUCAAAAGGAACUGAUGCUUUUCAUAUUCGUCACGGGAUUACGUUUUUUUUUUCUUCCAAUGUUCUUCAUUUUCCCCUUCGUGCAGAGCACAGAGCGCAG
Suillus discolor is the source of this 1315-nucleotide messenger RNA. RefSeq lists its product as uncharacterized. The record is from RefSeq and is a predicted model, not a curated record. The transcript is spliced from 4 exons. Bases 301 to 1230 code for a protein of 309 amino acids. NCBI's taxonomy places the organism in Eukaryota, Fungi, Basidiomycota, Agaricomycetes, Boletales, Suillaceae.